AUGAAACUUGAUGUCCAAGUUAUCUCUACCGACACCAUCAAACCCUCUUCGUCCACCCCUGACCGCCUCCGGCAUCACACUCUCUCCUUCGUUGAUCAAAUUGCACCUUCAAUUUUUAUGCCUUUUCUUCUCUUCUACCCGAGAGAUGGUGUUGCUCAUCUCAGCAACGAAGAACGCCAAACCCGGAUUAAGAAAUCCUUAUCCGAGGCCUUGACAAGAUUUUACCCUCUAGCAGGACGGAUUAAAGACAAUUUUCACGUUGAUUGCAACGAUGAGGGGGUCCACUACGUGGAAGCCAAGGCCACGUGCCAACUUUCCGAAUUUCUUGAGGAUCCAAACCCAGAUGAGCACAACAAAUUCCUUCCAUAUGAACUGGACGAUGUGAAUGAAGUAGCCUUAGCCGUCCAACUUACCACCUUCGACUGCGGUGGCAUCGUGAUCGGUGUGGUCUUCGCCCACAAGGUUGCGGAUGCUUCCUCUUUAAUCUUCUUCCUCAAAAGUUGGGCAGCUAUUGCUCGUGGUAGUAGCAACAUAGCCACUCCACACUUUGAAUCAGCCACCAUCUUCCCGCCGGUAACUUCACCUAGCUUUAUUUUAAGCAGGCUAGGUACCGGAAACGACAAGAUUUCGACAAAGAGAUUUGUGUUCGAGGGGUCUGCAAUAGCGGCUCUAAGAGACAAAUACAGUACCGACGACACCAACAUCGAAUACCCACGCCCCACUCGCGUGGAGGCCUUAUCAGCUUUUCUAUAUAGUCGCUACCUUGCCGCCACUCAACCGGACCCCAGUAAGCUCUACUCCCUAUGUCACGCAAUCAACGUGCGAACGAGGUUGGACCCGCCUCUUUCGGAAAAUUACUUUGGAAACAUUUCCCUGAGCACGGGCUUUGUAAUUUCCAGUGACACUAAGGAUGUGUUUCGCCGCAUUGUUAUUCCGCUGAGAGAUGCCAUAAGUAAAGUCGACAUGGAUUAUGUGAAAAGUUUCCAAACGAGUGGUGGGAGCUCUAAUGUUUUUUUAGAUAACUUGGAAAGAUUCAGGAAAGGAGAGGUGAUCCUGUUGGCCUUCACGAGCUUGUGCAGGUUUCCCGUUUAUGAUGAGGCGGAUUUCGGGUGGGGAAAGCCUGUGUGGUUUGCCUCGGCUAAAUUGCUGUUCAAGAAUCUAUUUGGUUUCUUUGACACGAAAUCGGGGAAUGGAAUAGAGGCAUGGAUUAACUUGGAUGAGGAAGACAUGGCUAAAUUCGAAGUCGACAAGGAACUCCUAUCAUAUGUUUCGUCGGCAAAAGUUUCUGCGAUUUAG
Messenger RNA from Corylus avellana, 1296 nucleotides. Its product is annotated as stemmadenine O-acetyltransferase-like. Lineage: Eukaryota; Viridiplantae; Streptophyta; Magnoliopsida; Fagales; Betulaceae. The record is from RefSeq and is a predicted model, not a curated record.